AUGAGUGCAAGGAAGAUUAAAGUUAAAGUGUCAACGACAUUCAACAUAAAUGUCAAAUCCGGAGUCUACUGUGAGGUUGGAUGUAUACAUCAUACCAAAUUCCACAACUUUGUUUUCCAGGGUAUAGUUAGCGGAGAAGUUCUUUCAGUUGUUGAGAGAGAUGCAAACAACCAAAUCUACCCUAUAUCAUGGGUUUUGGUAUGUGUUGAGAAUAAAGAAACAUGGAAGUGGUUCAUAGAUUUGUUUAUGGAUGACAUUAAUGGUGGUCUUGGUGUAGGCAUUACCCUUCUUUCUGAUGGACACAAGGGGUCAUUACAAGCAGUUAAAGAAAGAUGUCCAGAAGCUGAACAUAGGCAAUAUGCCAAACACAUUGUGGCUAAUUUUAGUAAAAGGUUUACCAGUCAAGAAUACAUAAAGUUAUUUUGGAGGGCUGUAAGGGCUAGUACUGUAGAGAAGUUCAGAGGUGUAAUGGAGAAGAUAAAAUCUAUUGAUACUCAUGCUUAUGAUUACCUUAUAGACAUAGAUGCUACUACCUGGUCUAAGGAAUUCUUUCAAGAAGGAAGAGAUUGUGAUGCAGUGAAGAAUGGGGUCGGUGAGAGUUUCAAUUCUACUAUUAGGCAUGCUAGAAGGAGACCUAUAAUCACUAUGUUGGAUGAGAUUAGGAAGCAUAUAGAAGAGUUGAAGGUUAAACAGAGAUUGUGGGGAGUUACUCCUUAUGGUUAUCAAAAGUAUGAGGUUAGAUUCAUUGAUGUUGCAUAUGGAGUGGAUCUAAUUACAAAGAAGUGUACAUGUAGAAUAUGGCAACUUACAGGAAUGCCAUGCUUAAAUGGAGUGGCAGCAGUCUCUUACCUAAAUAAUGAUGCAGAGACAUAUGUGUCCCAAUCAUACACUAUUGAGGCUUACCUAAAAUUCUAUAAAUAUAGCAUUGAUCCUCUCAAUAGUAGUGAUAUGUGGCCAAAUGUUACAUACUACAAGCCUUUGCCUCCUAAAAGAAGAAGAUUACCUGGUAGGUCAUCAGUGAAAAGGAAGAGGGAUGCAAUUGAAAAAGAGUUGAGUGGACCAAGUAGACAAAUUUUCACAAGGAGGGGAAGCCUAAUAAGGUGUGGUAUUUGUAAGGAACCAGUACCAAGUUCAUCCAGGGGCAGUGGAGCAGACCCAAGUUUAUCCAGGGGCAAUGAAGGACCACCACCUACAGCCCAACCACAUACACCACCACCACCACCUCCAGCCCAAUAA
Lactuca saligna is the source of this 1236-nucleotide messenger RNA. The record is from the annotation of a GenBank genome assembly. Lineage: Eukaryota; Viridiplantae; Streptophyta; Magnoliopsida; Asterales; Asteraceae.